GCGCAACAAACUUUCCAACCUCAGAAGCGUCACUCGCAAGAGUUGGAGCGACAACGAUCAGUCAAUCCUCUAAUGCUAAUUAGAGUGAAACUGCAAGUAAAUUCCACGUCAAAAUAGUUUGAAAGCGUCCAGACAACCAUGGAGUCCCAACUACUUUGGAGUAAAACCAUGUUGUUUUGGUGCUGUUGGCUUGUGCUGUCCUCAAGUGGAGUUACUGGGAAGACGUCCCAUGCCCCUUCCUCACUGAGCAUUUCUACACCUCACCUUUUCUGGACCUGUCCGGAAGGGGCAACUUUCGCACCCGACUGCGCUCAGACAGGCGCCCCCUUGGCCCCCUCUGACGUCUUAAAACACGUCUGGCUUUUCACGCCACAUAGCGACCAACACUGCUCGGGACGGUUAGGCCCACGUCACAUGACGUAUGGUCGUCCACAUGGAAACCACAGCUUGCCACCAGGGUUCAAAUUUGGAUAUACGAAGAACAACCUCUGGAUGGCUCUGCAGAAUGUGACCAUGGUUGACCAGGGUCGGUACUGCUGCAUGGUCCUGGACUUUCAGCAAGACCAUAAACAUCCAAACCUUGUGCAGAGUUCCCACAGUCAUGUUAUACUCCAUGUGACACCACGAAGAAAUGGAUCUCAAGAAUGUACCGUCAUAGAUUCCGCAUUACCUGGAGGGGCUGUGCCAGUGGCCCUGGCCAUCGCGGCCUGCAUCUUGGGUUUGCUUUCGCUGCCCGUUAUUCUGCUUCUCGUCUACAGGCAGAGACAGAACAACCGUUCCAACAGACGUGCACAAGAACUGGUGAGGAUGGACAGUGAAGCUCAGGGCCAUGAGAACCCAGUGUUUCUUAGGGAGUCACCACGAGCGAAGACCCGGACUGUUGCUCAAAUUAUGACAAGGCAGUCCUCGGGGACAGGCCACCAUCUGUUAUCUGAACCAGGAACCCCCAUGACUCCUUCUUCACAUGGGGAUGUUUUCUUCCCACUGGAAGACACCAUCCCUGAGUCUCCAGACAACCUCCUGCUUUAAAGAGGGGAGGAAAGAGCUUUGCAACUUUUUCGUUUUCUUCAGUGUGUCCCCAGAGCAACGUUUCCCUCGGUCUGUCUCACAAUUGCUGGGACUGUCGUCUACGCACUGUUUGGUCUGUAUGAGGUAACGGACAGACUGCAUCUUGAUUUCCAACACUGCUUGCUGCACUUGCAAAAGCUGGAGGACAUAGAUAAGCCGUGAUUCGGAAAUUCUUGCGCUGCGGCUAGGUCAAGGGUACGUGUGCGGGCAUCGAACUGACUACUGCUGUGGCAGGGUUCUACUGUUUGAGACUGUGGAGUGUUGAGGGCUUUGUGAAAGGGUUCUGUCAGAAGGAUAACAAAAUGUACAAAACAAUUUUUUUUUUUUUUAACUUGCCAAUUUAGUCCAUGCAGGACAUGAACAGUUUUCAGCAGGGAAUUUGUAGUACUGGCAGUUGCUGAGGAAGGUGAUUGAGAAUGAAGAGUUGGUGAGAACUGAUCCCACACCAGAUGCAUGACAGUUUUUUUUUUUAACUGCUACACCACAAUGCAUGUCUAGAUAUCGCAGGCUUUUAAUUUUUUUUUUCCCAGAUGGAAAAAAAUCACAGCGUGAUUUCUAUAAUGAAAGACUUAAAAAUAAUAUUUAAUUAUUGUUUCAUGCAAAGAUCAUGUUGAAAGAUUACGCUCAGGAAGAGUAUUUCUUAACUGGGAUACCAGCCGGCCCUAGUAAAUCUGCUGUAUUUAUCUAAUGAGUAAUAACAAAACUUGCAUUCACCAUGGGGAGUUUAGUUUUUGUUUCCUUUGCUCCUGAUCAGGUGAGUCAACCUGAAGUGAAAAAAACAUGGAUGUCCUAAAGCGCUGCAUGCUUCCUCACAGGUCUCACUUUCAUUUCAGUCAACUUUGAGUUCUGCUCUAAAAAUCUAUAUUCCUCCCAAGUCAGAAUAGUCAGCAAUUUGCAGUGGAUAAUAAAUCCACAUUGUGAUAUAUCCACAUUCAUUUCAGCACAUCCAGACCUCAGUGUUCUAUUUUUAUUAAAAUCAUGUAUAUAACUAGGCCAGAUUCCUUAUUAAAAACAAUGUAACACAUUUAAUCACUGCUGUGUUUGUACAGUUUGUCUUUGGUGAUGGAUUUUAUUUUUGCUUUUUAUGUUGGAAUUUGAGCUUUGAGUUGUUUGAGAAUAGCUUGACUGUGUGGUUAAACGACAGCGGAGAGGUAAUGUACCUAUUGGGGGUCGUGAGAAAGAGUUGGUUUCUCAUUUUUAGUGGUCAGUGGCUAUUUUGCUGCAAGUUUCUUAAAACAGGGUAUUGUGUAUAUACUGUAUUGUAUGUGUGUACUUUAUUUUCUUUUAAAUGUAUGUGGCCCAAGAAGAUUUUUAUGCAAAUUUGCCUUAGUGUGAGUGAAAACCUAUUGUUCUGUAUAUUGUCCUCAAAUUAUACAGAUUGAAGCUUAACUAAUAAUAAUAAUAAAAAUGGAGCAGUACCACCUUUA
Molecule: messenger RNA, 2495 nt
Organism: Syngnathus typhle (broad-nosed pipefish)
Lineage: Eukaryota; Metazoa; Chordata; Actinopteri; Syngnathiformes; Syngnathidae
Gene: vsir
Product: V-set immunoregulatory receptor
Exons: 7
Coding region: 139-1029 (296 amino acids)
Biological process (GO): regulation of immune response; negative regulation of CD4-positive, alpha-beta T cell proliferation; positive regulation of regulatory T cell differentiation
Cellular component (GO): plasma membrane
Source: RefSeq, a predicted model, not a curated record